AUGGCUUACAACCACGGAGGCAAGGACAACAAGAGCCUCCCAGCGAUGCUCAAGUGUGCGGCUGAUGGCAAGUUGGAGAAGAGCGACAUGUUCUCGAACAACAUGCUCAAGAAGCGACAAUUCAAUCCCAGCGCCCGAAUUACUUGUCGAAAGCACACCGCAGGCCCUACGACCGAGUUGCUUUGUAGCAACUGCCGCAAGCACAAACCAGUCAUCUUCUUCAGCAACGCCGAGCGCAAGUCCAGCGGUAGUCAGCGCUGCCGCGCCUGCAUUGAGUGGAUGGAGAACGACGCGCCUGGCCAUGUGCCUCUACCGGCCCCAAAUAGCGUUCGCGAGGAGGACGAAUUGAAGCCGUUCGCAGACCAGAACACCCUGAACCUGGCCUUCGUGGACAGUGACGACGACGAUGACUUUGUCACUGAGGCGCAUGACGAUGGGGUUUCCGGCACUUGGAUGGGACGGUCCAAGGAGAGCAGCACCGCGGCCAAGUCCGGCGCUGGCCUUACAGCCAGCAACCUUCAAUCCCUCGAUGAUUUUGGAAACUCGCGCUCUGCCUCCAGCCGCGGUGUCGGAAGCUACCAUGCGUCCUCUGCCCCGACCGACACGGCGUCGACCGCCGGCACCGACGUUACUACCCGCCCCAGUGGAGGGCCCCAGUUCAAUGCAUACGGUCCUGAAGGCCAGUUCCAGAAGCGCCAAGCCGGCACUGCUGCUUCUGUGGUCUCGGGCACCUCCCGCACCUCCCGCAGCAGCUCUGGCCGCAAUGCUUGGAUCAAGGUGCCCGGCCGCAAGACAGGUCCUUCCUUGCCGCGCCACUUGGAGUAUGAGAACCCCGAGUUUGUUGGACAGGAGGACUACGAUGACGACGACAGCUCGGAUGGCUGCUAG
Messenger RNA from Diaporthe batatas, 888 nucleotides. RefSeq lists its product as uncharacterized. The coding region runs from base 1 to 888 and encodes 295 amino acids. The transcript is spliced from 2 exons. Lineage: Eukaryota; Fungi; Ascomycota; Sordariomycetes; Diaporthales; Diaporthaceae. The record is from RefSeq and is a predicted model, not a curated record.